UUGUUUCCUCUCGACAUCCUCUUAAGGUGUUUUGUACUUUUGUAUUUGAAGCAUCAUCUUCCUUUAUUAAUAUAAUUGACAGCUCUUAUAUUAAUUCAUUUAAAAAAAUAGUGAACUCCGAUAUCAGAAAAGAAAAACAAAAUCAUUAGAAAGCGACACGUAAAUAAGAAAGGGAAAAUAUCAGAGGGGGGAGAUCAUAAACAAGAGGCAGAGGACUCUUUACAUCAAAGUAAAUUAGAAAAAAAAAAGGCUUCCUUUUAAAGCAGAGCAGCCGGGAAAGAGACGGUCUACUUGUCCGGACGGCAACCUGCCCGCCGCAAGGCCGCAACUCAGUCUCCGUGGCGCCCUCGCCGGCUCCCCCCAAGAGCCGUCGUGCUAGCCCGGCCGGAGCCUUCCGCUAGAUGCAUGGGGUCUGCCUGCCGCGCAGCGCCGUCGUGGCGGUCGGCGUGCCUGUCGCUGUGCCUCCUCCCGGUCGUCCUGCCGCUGGUGCUCCUCUGGCUGCCGCUGCUCUGCGUCGCCGUCGCCGUCCUCCGCUUCCUCCGUCACCGGAGGAUGACGAUGGUGGUGGAGAGGGGGAGGUGCUGCCUCGGUGGCCGAGAGCGAUCGACGCUGGAGACGGAGGGUGAGGGGCACCGGUCGACGCUGGAGACGGAGGGUGAGGGGUACCGGGCGGCGCUGCUGCACAAGUACCUGGAGGACCAGAUGGAGCUGGUGAGGGCGGUGCCAUGAAUCGGCGGCCGAGCCUCCAAGAAAGCCAUCGGCAGAGACAACGUAGGGCAAGAAACGGAGUUACUGAUUGGGCACGAGAAACAGAGCUUAGUUAAGCUUAGAGGUCAUCGGAUCAAGGUUAAUUUGAGGUCUUUUGCCUUGUCGUGCCAUUCUGUUUUCUUGGGGGAAUUUGUUUCUUCUUUUCUUGAUUCUCUUGUUGUGUAGCUUUGGAUGUGGACAGUGUUUGUGUGUGUGAGAUCAUCUCAUCUCCUGAUAACUGAUCAGGUCAUCGGGUGUUUCAGGCAGAUGAAUGAAUGGAUUCAACUGUAACUUCACUGAAACGCGA
This is a messenger RNA of Phragmites australis (common reed), 1054 nucleotides long. RefSeq lists its product as uncharacterized. The transcript has a single exon. Lineage: Eukaryota; Viridiplantae; Streptophyta; Magnoliopsida; Poales; Poaceae. The record is from RefSeq and is a predicted model, not a curated record. Bases 406 to 729 code for a protein of 107 amino acids.